CCAUGGCUCGCAUUCCUUCGUCAGUUGCCGUUUCAGCGUUCUCCUUGGUUCUCAUGAUACUCCUCUCAUUAUCUUCCGCUACGGCUGGAAACACGACCGUUUCAUUGACACCGUUCGAUGAGGCCGUUCAGAAGCUGAACGCUUCAGGCUACACCAGCUUCGUGUCGCUGGUCAAGCUUUACGGGAAACGGAAGGAAUCAACAGAUGCGCUGAAGAAACCAUUGACGAUGCUUGUGCCGGACAACGCUGCGUUUUCCCAAGGAAAUCUGACUCACUAUAACAGCGUCCAGAUUGCUACUCUUGUCGGAUUUCACGCCAUCAAAGGCUUUCUGACCAAAGCCGAGCUUCAGAUGUUGAAGCCUGGAACUCAAAUUGCCACCAUGGCAACAGACACGAAGACCAAGAAGCCUUUAAUGCUCGUCAAAAUCUCCAAAGCCAGUACGAAGAGCAAAGUUAUUCUUCAAGGAAGGCGAACCCCUGUGAAGAGCACUCUCACGAUCGUCAAGGGAGACUUUUACAUGAAACCAGGAGUACUAGCAAUUCACACCACUGACGCCAUUGCCUUUCCAACAGGGUUGUAGUGAAAGUUGAAUGCUCAAGCCGACAAACCAAGACCAAAUAAGGCAUGGAUUGGUACUUGUGAUAUUAGGUUGGGAUUUCAACGAUUCAUGAGGGAACUUACCAUUGGGCUAGAGAGAAUAAUCCAUGUCAUGCUAGUUCUAGAGUUUCACCAGUCAGUUUUUUUAUUGCACUCCUGUAGUUCACUCCUUUCUUCCUUGAAAGCGAAGUGUGCUUGUUUAUGGUAAAUGAUUGGCUGGGAAGUGUCAAGUCCGCUGUAUAAACCGAAACUUUGUGUCGUAUCGAAACGUCCUCGUCUUGUGCAUCUGCUUUCCAUCAUGGAACCAGCAGGUUCUCACACCUAAACUGCAGAAUGCGAAUUGGUUUCAUGGUUGGCCUGGAUCCAAUUGAAUUUCGUGCUGAAAAUUCUUUGCUCCACUACACUUCGCCUCACUUUCUGUACCUCAUACACACUCCUUUCUGCUGGUUAUACCUCGGAUUAUCUAAAUCUCCGUCAUGGCGGGAAAACGAAUUACCUUACGUGUACGAAGCCGCGACGGCCUGGAGCGAGUUCAGCUGGACGAAUCAAAGGCCACGGUUUCCGGCCUCCGCGCGCAAAUCUCGCAGCAGCUCGCCAUUCCGCUGGCCGAACUGAUCCUCUCUACCGACCAAGCCCUUCUCCUCUCCUCAGACCCGGAAAAGUUUAAAGACCUAGCGAAUUCUUCCGUUUCGCUAGAAUCGCUAGGUAUAGGACAUGGAAGCAUAGUGUUCGCGAAAUACAGUGUGUCGCGAACUGUCGCAGGGCCUCCAGUGCCUGUCGUCCCCGCGGGGUCGUUCGGGCGACACAUGACGGUGAACGACAUGGUCGCGCGACAGAUGCGUAUCGAGCGACAGGAGGCGUCGCACUGCCAGCAGGUGUCAUUCGAUCGUGAUGCUGCUAACGUGUUUCAGCACUAUGUGCAUGACACUCUAGCCUUCUCCAUUAAGCGAGGAGGGUUUCUUUACGGGGAGGUGCGGGAGGAUGGGCACGUGCUGGUGGACUUCAUUUACGAGCCGCCACAGCACGGAACAGAGCACACGCUGCAGAUCUUUACUAAUGAGGCUGAGGAGAGGGCAGUAGCGGCGAUAGCAGCAGGGCUGGGCAUGCGGUGUGUGGGGUUCAUCGUCACUCAAACCCUAGCAGAGGACGAGAAAGCCCAGGAGCACUCCUUCACUCUCUCUGCCUCUGACGUCCUCCUGGCUGCUAGAUUCCACUGCGCCACCGCCAUUGAUAGCAGUGGGGGGAAGGCGGGCGAGGGGGGAGAGGGAGGAGAGGGAAACGGGGAGAGACGAGGCGAAGGGGAAAGAGACGGGGGAGGAGGAGGGAAGGAGGGAGAGAAGGAGGGGGAGAAAGGGGGCGAGCCGUUUAAGGACUUUGCAGUGGUGCUGGUGAAACUGCUAGUGGACGAGGAGGGGGAGGGGGGCGGGGACGUGCACUUUGAGGCCUUUCAACUAAGCGACCAGUGCCUAAAGCUGUACCGAGAGGGGUGGUUCGCUGGGGAUGGGCGAGACGAGGGAGAGGGAGCGGAAGGUGGGAAGCAGGACCCAGGGGCGGGUGGGGGAAGGGAUAAGGGGAAGGGGAAGGUGGGGGAGAAGGAGGGGAAGGGAAAGAAUGCGGAGGAGAAGGAGGAGGAGGAUGAUCCCAAGGUUUCGAGAAUGCGAAAGCAGGUCGUGGUGGCGGGGAGGGACACGUAUGAGGUGGACAACGACUUCUUCCUCAUGCCGGUUAAGAUUGUGGACCACCAGGGUCCUCUCUCGACAUCUUUCCCAGUGGAAAACCGCAUAAUUCUUCCCACCCAGAACGACCUCAAGCAGCAUUUGGAGCGCAGCCGCUCUAAGGCGUGGGCCGACCGGCUGGCUGACUUCCACCUGCUGCUCUACCUCAGUAACUUCCUGGACGCUUCCACAGACAUGCCCAUGCUGGCGCAGGCAGUGCGCACUAAGGAGCCAAUCAGCGAGGGCCACCAGCUCAUUAUCGAGCACUUGGCAUAGUGUAGCGUCUGUUGUAGCUUCUAGUGUAGCUAGCUACCUUUUUUGCUACAACUCACCUAGGAAUCACGAGGUACCCACUUCUAGUUAAGAACCCCCCCACUCUUGACGAUCAGAAGGAGCAUUUGGAGAGCAUAUCCAAGGUGUUGUGCAACAGCUUGCUUUCCUGCACCCGCAGCUCUACCUCUGCAACUUUCUAGAUGGUUCCACUUUCACA
Closterium sp. NIES-67 is the source of this 2803-nucleotide messenger RNA. The record is from the annotation of a GenBank genome assembly. Lineage: Eukaryota; Viridiplantae; Streptophyta; Zygnematophyceae; Desmidiales; Closteriaceae.